Arachis stenosperma is the source of this 1527-nucleotide messenger RNA. Its product is annotated as protein FAR1-RELATED SEQUENCE 5-like. Gene Ontology annotation, molecular function: zinc ion binding. The coding region runs from base 1 to 1527 and encodes 508 amino acids. The record is from RefSeq and is a predicted model, not a curated record. Gene Ontology annotation, biological process: regulation of DNA-templated transcription. The transcript has a single exon. NCBI's taxonomy places the organism in Eukaryota, Viridiplantae, Streptophyta, Magnoliopsida, Fabales, Fabaceae.
AUGAGCGAAGCAGACAUCGAGCAGAUGAACGACAUGCGCAUAGGGGACAUUGGCGUCUCCCGAAUCCACGGUUUUAUGGCGAGUCUGGCCGGCGGGUAUCAUAAUGUCCCGUACACAACAAGGGACAUGCAUAAUGUAAAUGCGAAACAACGAAGGGAGGGUGGCCUAGAUGCGGAAUCGUGCCUAAGGUAUCUCCGAGAGUGCAAGGCAAAUGAUCCAGCACUGUACUACAAGGAAGUUAUUGACGGUGAGGGCGUGUUGCAACACCUUUUUUGGUGUGACGGCACCAGCCAAAUUGAUUACCAGGUGUUUGGAGACGUGGUUGCAUUUGAUGCAACGUACAAGAAAAAUGUUUACCUUUCACCUCUUGUAGUAUUCUCCAGUAUGAAUCACCACAACCAAACGGUUGUCUUUGCCGCUGCACUGGUGGCAGACGAGAAAGAAGAGACCUAUGUCUGGCUGCUUCAGCAGUUGCAAACUUCAAUGAAAGGAAAGGCUCCCGUGUCCAUAAUAACCGACGGUGACAGGCAAAUGAAGUUUGCGAUCGAGCAAGUUUUUCCAGAGGCUCACCAUCGACUCUGCGCUUGGCAUCUACUCCGAAAUGCCAUGAGCAACAUCGGAAAGCCCAAAUUCACCAGGAUGUUUAGGGAUUGCAUGCUCGGAGACUACGAGGUCCAAACAUUUCAGAGAAAGUGGUUUGAGAUGGUUGAGAAAUUUGGCGUCGCCGAUAAAAGAUGGGUACAGGACACGUACGAGAGAAGGCACAGUUGGGCCACAGCACACAUACGGGGAAAGUUCUUUGCCGGAUUUCGAACAACAUCAAGGUGUGAGGGCUUGCACGCUGUGAUAUCACGGUAUGUUAAGUCUCGAUACAGCUACACUGAGUUUUUACGUCAUUUCCAUCGAUGCUUGAUGUUCGUGCGCGCAAAGAAGGUGGAGGCUGAUUUCGAGUGUGCAAAGGGUGACCCUGUUAUGACCACCAACCUGAAACAGCUGGAGCGGAGUGCAGCCGACAACUACACUCGUGCGAUAUUCUAUUUGUUUGUUCCCAUUCUUGACAGGGCCUGUGCAAUGAGGGUGGUUGACUCUGAAGACAACGGUUCCUAUUUUAUCCACACCGUCUCUCGAUACGAAACUCUGGGGAAGGAUUGGCGUGUUGUUGCAACGUCUGAUACGAGGGAGGUCCGAUGCACGUGCAUGAGAAUAGAAUGUUUCGGGGUUCCCGGCGAACAUAUAAUUGCGGUGCUUGUUCUUAACAAUGUUCAUGAGAUCCCGAGGUCUCUAAUAUUACCGAGAUGGACCAAGCAUGCAAAACUUGUGGUGGUGCAGUCGAUGGGCGUGAUUUGGGAUUGUACAACUGACGCAACACUGGUGUCUGAUGGAUUGGUACCGGAAAGUGUGCAAGAUUGCAUGUCACAGCACCCAAAAGUUUCAGUUUGCAAGAGACAUUGCCGUGCUGAUACUGAAGCACUUCAAGAACGAAGAUGCAGGGGACACCAGUUUUCCACCCGAGAGGCCACCUACUGA